Messenger RNA from Capronia epimyces CBS 606.96, 1599 nucleotides. RefSeq lists its product as uncharacterized. The transcript has 2 exons. NCBI's taxonomy places the organism in Eukaryota, Fungi, Ascomycota, Eurotiomycetes, Chaetothyriales, Herpotrichiellaceae. The record is from RefSeq and is a predicted model, not a curated record. Bases 1 to 1599 code for a protein of 532 amino acids.
AUGUCCACAAACCCUUUCCGCCAGACUAACCGUAGUUCGUUGAAGGGCCCUGGCGGCAGCAACAUCCCCCACGCUCCAUCUCCGGACCCUCGCGGCACCAGCUCAACUCCUCUGACAGUCGAUACCAGAGUCCCCAGUGUUUCCCAGAAACAUGUGAAUUUCGCAUCUCCCCCGGCGAUUCCCAUAUCGCCGGUCUCAUAUCCUCCAUCUCCAGAAUCUACACGGCAGGACUUCUCUUCUCCCUUCCCCAGUCCCGGGGCAAACAUUCCUCCUGCGACAGACUAUAUCCAGGCUCUGAGAAAGGAUCCCUUUGCCGAGGAAGCAUCCGAUCUCGAGGACGAUGCACUGAUCGGAGUCGCAUUGGAGAAUGCAAGAGCCAAUACAGCCAUCACAGAUUCAGCCUCAGCCUCAAUCUCAUAUACUUCGGACAAUUCUAAACAGGAUGCAGUAAGAGAUACGCUGAGCCGGUUUGCUAGUACUCCUCGGAGGCUCCCUGGCAAUCAAGCCUCCGCAGUGAAAGAACACAGUGGGAGGCCAACUAUGGACGUGGAUGCCUUCAAGAGAUUGCUGCUUACAGGAGAACCAGGAGCUCCAUCUUUCGUUGUGCGGGAUACUGUGGUGCAGAGUAUUCACACAGGCCCUGUCCAAACUGUAAGUGACAGUGGUUCCAGCGCCGACACGGCCUCAAUUUCACAGCACUCGAUCUUUGAGACAGUUGCGCCUCCGCCUAACGGGAGCCCUCGGACCUCGGAUGAUCUGGACGCACAUGAAGCAGACGAGCAAAGGGCGAGCCUAGGAACAGCCUCAGAGGGUAGGAAGAAGCCUGCUCCGCCAAAGAGUCGACGGGGAAAGCCUCUACGAGAUUCGUGGGGAGAACAAGCUCCGACAGCGACGUUUGACAGUUUCAUCAAUUCGCUUGCAUUGCCCGAUAGUCGAGAUAUCAGCGCAGAAAUGUCCGGUCCAAAGUCCCCUCCCGCUGAUGGGAGUCCUGCGAACGAGCGAGUUGCUAAGACUGGCGGAAUUGAAGCACACAAGCGAGUACCACCGGCACCUCCGUUAGCUCGUCGGAAGAGCCAGCAAGCACCCCGCAAACCAAAUCUGACCCGAAACAGCUCAUCACGACACUCCGUACUCAGUGACAUCGAGGUGCCCUCAAGUCCGGCGGAUCUGACCUCUACACCUAGAAUCCCUCCACCACCUCCUUUGCGGCGGUCAACCGGGACCGGCGAGCGGAGACCUUCCCUAGAAAAUGACCCUCCUGCUCCUAUUGCAGAAACCGCCGGCGCUAUCCACGAACUGUAUCAUGGAGAGGUCGCCGCACCCGAAUCGAGUUUCGGCCUGUCCAAUACUACCCCAGUGGUUACUAAGCGAAUGAGUCAAAUGCAUCCUCCCCCAGUGCCGCCACCUCGCCGGGGCCGAGGGUCUAGCAGAGGUAGUGCUGAAACGCAACGGCCAUCAAUGGCCGUAUUGGGAAUGACAGAACAUGGACGCAGCGAUUCUACCGCGAGAAGCUCAAUGGAAACGAGGGACAUCCUGGCGGAUCUGGCUGCUCUUCAGAGAGAGGUCGACGCUGCUAGGGCAAGUGCACAAGGAGGAUGA